Colletotrichum gloeosporioides is the source of this 1344-nucleotide messenger RNA. RefSeq names its product beta-tubulin. The record is from RefSeq and is a predicted model, not a curated record. Gene Ontology annotation, cellular component: microtubule; cytoplasm. Gene Ontology annotation, molecular function: structural constituent of cytoskeleton; GTP binding; GTPase activity. NCBI's taxonomy places the organism in Eukaryota, Fungi, Ascomycota, Sordariomycetes, Glomerellales, Glomerellaceae. The transcript is spliced from 7 exons. Bases 1 to 1344 code for a protein of 447 amino acids. Gene Ontology annotation, biological process: mitotic cell cycle; microtubule cytoskeleton organization.
AUGCGUGAGAUUGUUCACCUCCAGACCGGCCAGUGCGGUAACCAGAUUGGUGCUGCCUUCUGGCAAAACAUUUCUGGCGAGCACGGCCUAGACAGCAAUGGAGUCUACAACGGCACCUCUGAGCUCCAGCUCGAGCGCAUGAGCGUCUACUUCAACGAAGCUUCCGGCAACAAGUACGUGCCCCGUGCCGUCCUCGUCGAUUUGGAGCCCGGUACCAUGGACGCCGUCCGUGCCGGUCCUUUCGGCCAGCUCUUCCGCCCCGACAACUUCGUCUUCGGCCAGUCUGGUGCCGGCAACAACUGGGCCAAGGGUCACUACACCGAGGGUGCCGAGCUCGUCGACCAGGUUCUCGAUGUUGUCCGCCGCGAGGCUGAGGGCUGCGACUGCCUCCAGGGUUUCCAGAUCACCCACUCCCUCGGUGGUGGUACCGGUGCCGGUAUGGGUACCCUCCUGAUCUCCAAGAUCCGUGAGGAGUUCCCCGACCGCAUGAUGGCCACCUUCUCCGUGGUUCCCUCCCCCAAGGUCUCCGACACCGUUGUCGAGCCCUACAACGCCACUCUCUCCGUCCACCAGCUGGUCGAGAACUCCGACGAGACCUUCUGCAUUGAUAACGAGGCUCUCUACGACAUUUGCAUGCGUACCCUCAAGCUGUCCAACCCCUCUUACGGCGACCUGAACCACCUGGUCUCUGCUGUUAUGUCCGGUGUUACUACCUGCCUGCGUUUCCCGGGUCAGCUGAACUCUGACCUGCGCAAGCUGGCUGUCAACAUGGUUCCUUUCCCCCGUCUCCACUUCUUCAUGGUCGGCUUCGCUCCCCUGACCAGCCGUGGCGCCCACUCUUUCCGCGCCGUCAGUGUUCCUGAGCUCACCCAGCAGAUGUUCGACCCCAAGAACAUGAUGGCUGCCUCUGACUUCCGCAACGGUCGCUACUUGACCUGCUCUGCCAUCUUCCGUGGCAAGGUCGCCAUGAAGGAUGUCGAGGACCAGAUGCGCAACGUCCAGAACAAGAACUCCUCCUACUUCGUCGAGUGGAUCCCCAACAACGUCCAGACCGCCCUCUGCUCUAUUCCUCCCCGCGGCCUCAAGAUGUCCUCCACCUUCGUCGGUAACUCCACCGCCAUUCAGGAGCUGUUCAAGCGUGUCGGUGAGCAGUUCACUGCCAUGUUCCGUCGCAAGGCUUUCUUGCAUUGGUACACUGGUGAGGGUAUGGACGAGAUGGAGUUCACUGAGGCUGAGUCCAACAUGAACGACUUGGUUUCCGAAUACCAGCAAUACCAGGACGCUGGUGUUGACGAGGAGGAGGAGGAGUACGAGGAGGAGGCUCCUCUUGAGGAGGAGGUUUAA